AUGUUAUGUAUGUUUUACUUUAUAAAUCAAAGUAUUGAGUUGUUUUUUGCGAUUUCAGGUAUUAAGACGCCCGUAUGUGCCGUUUCCGGGGCCAAAUUUUUGACUGAGUCCGGGUGGGUGGAUUUGAGGAAUCCGGUGGAUACUGAUGUCCCGUUUAGGCUUUUUCGAGAUCAGGGGAGGACUUUUCUUAAGUGGUAUGGAGAACCAGAACUUCGCACUAAAAUGUCAGGCCGCCUUUUGUUGGUAUACCUAAUGUGCAGAGAUCUUGCAAGUCCUGAACUAGACUCUAGCCCUGAGGAAACAGCCGCCCCUGUGCAUGCGCUAUUUUCCCCUUGUGUAGCCUUCAGGGUGGUUGGAACUCCAACUAAAUACCUCAACAAUGUUAGUGAGGUAGCAUUUGCUCCAGAUGCCCACGCAGCUUCAGGCUCAUCUAGCUCACACCUAAGUAUAUCGGAAUAUAUAGCAAUAGGAAUUUGCUCAUUAUUACUAGGUUUGAUCUACGUAGCGUCCGUUUUUUUAUACCUACACCUUAAAAAACGCAACUCUUUAAAAAACAAGGCUAAAAAGAACGAUACUGAUGAUUUAAAUCAGGCUGAAGAAGGCGUCAUAAAAAAUAACCCAUUAUUGUCCAUGGUUAAUCAUUUUCAAUCACCUGAUAAUGGUUAUAGUGAUUCCGCGAGUUCAGAUACGGAUGCCACAGCGGAUAUAGUGCAAAACAAUGAAGACAGAAAGAAACAUAUGCAAAUGCAGAUAACUUCAGCACUGAUCCACCCUCAACUUCAUCAAAGAUACGACGGUAUUUUUGGAAGCGUCCUACAAGAACUAGCGCAUCAAGAAUCGUCCAUAGAGUGUCUACCAGAGGAAAAUGUUUCCAUAGUGGAAACAUUAGAGUGCCGUGAAGACCGUCCAGACAACCUUAGAGCCUUAAGUGGCACUGUAAGGAAGAAACUAUACUUCAACCCUGCCUAUUUUGAACCACAAUUAUUAAUGGCUCCUCCACCAGCUGCUAUAGAGUUUCUCUACAAAAUACGAGAAGUAAUUACUAUAGCAAAACAAAAAAUGGAGAGUAAACGAUUCACUCCAUCACUAAUAGUAAUACCAGAAGAAGAAUACAAUAUAAACCAGGAAAGCUAUGAGGUAGCACGACCUGUAACCCGCAAUGGUAGUGUUAUCAGUCUCAAAAGAGAAAAUAGUCGAAGAAAAACAUGUACAGGUUGCCCAGGUUGCGAACCACAAGACUUUAGAACAUUAUGUGGAAGACUACCGGAAUUCCCCGCCUUAGCAGCGUGUCAUAACUGUGUUACUAGUAAUGACAGUAAGCAGAUUAGUAUACGCAAAUGGUUGGAGGACGUCCCCAUACUUAAAGACGAAGAAAAUCAGCAUAGCUGUAAAAAUAAGGUGACUAAAAGAGUGAGGUCUCCAACUAGGUCAUUGCAACUAUGCGGUAUUAAAACCUCUGAAAGAGCUAUAUCGCCUAGGCCAUCAUCCGAUAAAGCUGCCUCUGAAAGAGCUACAUCGCCAGAUUCGCAAUGUAGUAAAAGCAAGAGCAGUACAAAAUCGAGACGGUUAAGAAAAUCGAAUGUAAAGAAACCUAAACUACCUCCUCCCCCUAUUCCAUUCAGCCCUGGAAAAAAGGAAAAGGAGGAAGAGAAUCACUACGAUAUUAUCCCAGCGCAUGAAGAAGCCUUUAAGAAAAACCUACCACACCCUGACAUGAUCAAUGAAGCCAUGGUAGUCGACAACAACAAAGUCGAUAUAACAAACCGUAUUCCAACUUUAACUAAAAAACAAAUGAAUGCAGUCAUCAACGAGCUAACAGUGCAUAGAAAUAACUUGAUAAACGAGGAACCACCCCGUAGGUUACCCAUAGAAUAUGAAACCGACAGCCUGGAAAGAAAUGCUAAGGGUUACCACACACCCAGUGAGUACGCCGAGGUUAUAUCAUCGCAACCUAGUCCAAGCCUAAGCACUGCUCUACCAAUGGACGAGGAAAUGACGAUGAGGAACGCAAUAUUCAACAAAAAGACUGGUAAUAUGACAAUUUCUAAACUAAAUAACAACAAGGAUUCGUUACAAGAAGAUGAUCAUGACUAUGAGUUGAUAGUAAUGAAAAAAGGGACAUCAUACAGACUUCCAGAGUUGUUACAACGUAACAAUGGUUAUAGUCUUGUAAGCGAGGUGUAUGUUAAUAACGGGUACAAUUAUGGUAGUAACCCAUCAUCUCCAUCAGACUCAAAUUGCUCGACAUUGGAAGAAAGAACUCUGAAAGUCCGCUAUGAUGGCGGUAAGGAGAAACCAGGCAAACUACUCAUAGAAGUUGAAGAUUGCGCUGAUAAUUAUAUACCUGUGGAUGAUUCAGACAGCUUUGAGGCUGAUACGUUGGACAGAAAGUCUAACAAGCUGAAAUUGCCUAGAUUUAACAUACAAAACAAACAUAAUGAGUUCGUGGAUUCGCUCGAAAGACCACCAAAUCAAAUACUACUUAAAACGACUGGUAGUUUUAGAAGAGAACCAAUAGUUUCCACAGUUGAUGAUGAUAAACCUGGUACUUUUAAUAGGGCUUUUGGGAGUCUUAGGGAGAUAUUUGAAGCCAAAAAAAAUGAUGAAAAUACUUCUUUAACUAUUAUUAGUGAUGAUGAAGGUAGACUCUUAACUUUAGAAGAGCGGCAUUCAAGAAGACAGAGAAAAUUAAAUAUUAAAGAAGUUAAUGUUCAACCUGAUGUUAUCCCUCCACCCCCUCAUGAUAAUACUCCGAUUUAUGAACAUCCUAAACCGCCACGCAAAGUUAUAAUAGAUGAAAAUGGUAAAAUUCCUCCACUACCACCAAAAAACGGCAAGCGCGGGAGUGUUAAAACUACAACGCCUCAAAAAACCUCAACAAAAGACACUCCUGUCAAAAUUGUUGAAAACAAUUACGAAUUCUGUUUGGUACAAAAAAACAAAAAGGAUGGCAACAUAUUGACGAGUUUAAUACAGGCUGAAGAUAUAAUAUUAAAAAAGGGCGCAAACGAUCAGUUCAUACUUCAUAACACGAACAACAUUAAUUUUGGAGUUCCGAUAAAGAGUUUGCAAUCUUUCAUGCCCAUAGAGGAUCUAAAAAAUCGUAAUAAGGUUAAAAAAUCUUGGAGGUCAGCUAACAAACCUGAAGACUCUGGGUAUCUCAGCACGGAUUCCAACGACUCCCUGAAGAAAAAAAUACAUCUAACUUUGGAACCAUUAAGUAUCAAUUCUGAAACUGAUGAAAGCUUGGGAGAUGGUCACAGUGAGUCUGGAGGGGAAAGUGUGGAAACACACUCAGUUUUUUUCGGAAGUUUUCAGCGAAAACCCCUUAAUUUUGCUAGGUACGACUCAGUGGAUAGUGGUGUAAUAAAUGGAGAUGGUCCUGAGAGCACUGAUUCAGAGAAUAUAAGUUACACCACUGUCGUACAGUGUUAAUAUAAGUAGUUAUUUAGAACCUUUCUUAGAUUGUAAAAAAAUAUAUAACCCCAGUUGACAGAAGGCUUAAGGGGGUAUUUCUUGAAAUUUGCGACUUAACUCUUUAUACAAAAUAAUCUCUACAAAAAGCAAUAAACCAAUCAGAGCAUAGGUGUGAAAAAUGUCAUG
Molecule: messenger RNA, 3603 nt
Organism: Brassicogethes aeneus
Lineage: Eukaryota; Metazoa; Arthropoda; Insecta; Coleoptera; Nitidulidae
Source: the annotation of a GenBank genome assembly